Rotaria socialis is the source of this 1998-nucleotide messenger RNA. NCBI's taxonomy places the organism in Eukaryota, Metazoa, Rotifera, Eurotatoria, Philodinida, Philodinidae. The record is from the annotation of a GenBank genome assembly.
AUGCCAUCUCAUAGUUCUCGUUCACGUAGACGAAGUCAUUCAAAAAAACACAAAAAAAGUCACAAACGAUCACGAAAAUCAAGAGAUAGAGGUUCACCAAAAUCGUCUCAUGUUUCAAAGAAAAAAGAAGUAAAUAAUGAGAAUAAUAAUAAAAAUUCUUUUUACAACCUGCAGUCGCCUAUUGUGACAGUACCAUCAUCUUCGCCUGCUAAAAUCGAACCUCAAGAAGACGACAUAACAAUAAAAACACCAAAUGAAGAUCAAUCACCAAUUGAUUCAGUAACUUUGAAUACACAAGCAAGAAAACCACGUAAACGACGUUGGAAUGGUGAUGAAACAGAAAAAGUUCUAUUACCUAAUAUGCCUACAAUGAUUUCAACAUCUAGUAUGACAGAAGGACAACAAAAAAGUUAUAUUUUACAAUUACAAAUAGAAGACUUAACACGUCGUUUAAAAAUGAAUGAUUUAUGUAUAUCAUCAAAUCCAGAAAACAGAUCUCCAUCACCUGAGCCAAUUUAUGAUCAACAAGGAAAACGACAAAAUACUCGUGAAGUUCGUGCAAGACGUAAAGUUGAAGAACAACGUCAUCAACUUAUUGCAGAAUUACUUGCAAUAAAUCCUGAAUAUAAACCACCAGGAGAUUAUAAACCUCAACAAAUGAAGUAUAUUGAUAAAGUGAUGAUUCCACAAGAAGAUCAUCCAAGUGUAAAUUUUGUCGGCUUAAUUAUCGGACCACGUGGUAAUACACUUAAAAUGUUAGAAAAAGAGACUAACGCGAAAAUUAUCAUUCGAGGCAAAGGAUCUGUCAAAGAUGGAAAAAUGGGUCUAGUCAAACAUGGUCCAUUGCCCGGUGAAGAUGAACCAUUACAUGCUUACAUUACGGGUAGUUCAGUCGAAAUCGUCGCGAAAGCAGUAGAAAAAGUUCAAGAAAUUAUAAACCGAAGUAUCGAUGCACCAGAAGGACUAAAUGAACUACGUAAACAACAACUUCGAGAAUUAGCGUUACUUAAUGGAACACUACGCGAAAAUGAUUGUCUUAUUAAAUUGAAAUUAAUGACUGAAGCAGAAAAUAUUAUUACAAAUACAAUAAUAUGUACUAUUUGUGGUGGAGCUGGACAUAUACCAUCUGAUUGUAAAUUUCGUAAAAAGCCGGAUGGUACUUAUGCUGAUUUAAAUCCCGAUGGAUCACUUAUGGUAAAUGAAAAUCGUCAAGAACAACAAAAGCUUGAUUGUGAAUAUCAAUCAUUAAUGAAUGAAUUGAUGGGUAAAAAGGAUGGAAAUACAAAUUCUCUAUCGUUGGAUGAUCGACGAAAUUUGAUGAGUGGAACUAGAAUAGCUGGACCGACAUUAGCUAUUACAAGCGGAACAUCUACAUCAAUGGUAGACAGUAAUAGAAAUACUUCAACAGUUGGUGCAGUUUCAUUUAAUAGUAAUGGUUCAUUACAUACAAAGAGUGAUUAUAAUUCUCAUUCAACAAUGCCACCUAUUUCAAAUAAUAAUAAUUUCUCCAAUAAUACCUUCAAUCAAUCAAAUACAUCAUUUAGCUCAACAGCUCCUCGUUAUAAUAAUCAUGAAGUAUUCGAUGGUUAUCAUCUUUUACGAGGAACAAAUCGCAAUAAUAAUAAUUAUUCGUCAUAUAUUGAAGGUGACUCUUAUCGAGCUCAACAUAUUCCAGCUUUAAUGGCAAAUGGAGGCAAUAAUAGUACUAAUACUGCAUCAACAUCAUGGACGAAUUCUCACCAACACCAACACCACCAACAGCAGCAGCAACAACAACAGCAACAACAACAACAACAACAACAGCAGCAGCAGCAGCAGCAGCAGCAACAACAACAACAGCAGCAGCAACAACAAAAUUAUGUGAAUCAACAAUGGAAUCAAUAUAAUGCUGCCAUGUAUUAUCAAAAUGCAUAUCGACAACAAUUUUCAAAUAAUAAUCUUAGCUUUACACCUCCAUUGCCAAAAGCACCUCCUCCACCUCCACCACCACCGCGUUAA